Messenger RNA from Pyrenophora tritici-repentis Pt-1C-BFP, 243 nucleotides. The record is from RefSeq and is a predicted model, not a curated record. NCBI's taxonomy places the organism in Eukaryota, Fungi, Ascomycota, Dothideomycetes, Pleosporales, Pleosporaceae.
AUGCCCACUCGCUUGAUCGACUUGAACGGCCAACCAAAAUUGAUAGAGACCGCACACUACGAUUUGGAAGAAGAAAAUAGCAGAAACGUGACCCUUAGCCACCGAUGGACUCAAGGCUGCACUAUCAAGCUGCUCCAUUCAAAUAUCGAGGCUUUGAAGCAACAUAUCGACUCUGCCACUCUGUCCACAGUCUUCCGCGAUACAUUGUUUAUGGCGAAACAGUUCGGUAUCUUCUACAUUUGA